AUGGUCGACCGGAAGGACUAUACCGUCGGGUGGAUUUGUGCCAUAGAAUGCGAAUACAUUGCUGCGAAAACAUUUCUCGACAAAAAACACCCCACGCCCGAGGAUAUACCUCUGACGGAUAAUAAUGUUUAUACCGUGGGCGAGAUUAGCAAGCAUAAUGUUGUCAUUGUUACCUUACCCGGUGGACAGUAUGGCAUAUCUUCUGCAACGGCAGUUGUUAAAGAUAUGUUAAACACCUUUCAAAAUAUAAGGAUUGGAUUAAUGGUCGGCAUCGGCGGUGGAGCACCACUAUAUAUGCCCGGAGCGGAUGAGCGAGACAUACGUCUUGGUGAUGUCGUGGUCAGCAAGCCUUUCGAUGGACGGGGCGGAGUGAUACAGUAUGACUUCGGAAAGAAUAAUCAAGGUCAAGACUUCAAGCUUACGGGAUUCUUAAACCAACCACCACUACUCUUGCUCGCUGCUAUAACCGAGCUGUCGUCCGAAUAUGCAAUGAUUGAAGGUGGAAAUGGAAUCAAGGGGCAUAUCAACAGUGUCCUUGAGAAAUAUCCAACUCUGAGGGCGAACUAUGAACGGCCGGGUUCAACGAGCGACAAACUAUACCGGUCCGAGAUCGUUCAUCCGGAUAAUUCAACGGCCGAAGCAAGCUGUGCGACUCUCUGCGGGGACGAUUUAUCGAAUUUAACGAAAAGGCCUGAACGGUCUAAGAACGACAACCCAAUAAUACAUUACGGUUUAAUAGCUUCAGCAAACCAAUUAAUGAAGAAUGCUGUGCUUCGGGAUAAGCUCGCAGUUAAAAACAAGAUUUUGUGUUUUGAAAUGGAGGCAGCAGGAAUCAUGAAUCAAUUCCCUUGUCUUGUUAUUAGAGGAAUAUGCGAUUACUCCGAUUCUCAUAAAAACAAAAAAUGGCAAGGUUACGCAGCUAUGGCAGCAGCUGCUUAUGCUAAGGAUCUUCUCGCUCGGAUAUCCCCCCGCAAAGUUGAAGCGGAGAAGAAGGCUAUUGAGAUUCCCGGUAUUCUCUCUUCGAUCGAGAAAAAGAUAGACGAACUUCAUGCCAACAUCUCUCAUUCUAUAUCAACAGAAAAGCAACAAGACAUUUACCGUUGGUUAUCACCACCUGACUCUUCAACCAACUAUAAUGCUGCUAUCAAAGAACAGCUGCAAGGCUCAGGUCUUUGGUUCAUUGAAAGCUCCGAAUUCAGCGAAUGGAAGAGACAACGUAAUUCGCUACUAUGGCUGCAUGGUAUUCCUGGAUGUGGAAAAACCAUUCUCAGCUCGAUUAUUAUCACACAUUUAAAACAUAUUUACUCCAACCAACUUCUUUAUUUUUACUUUGAUUACAAGGAUGUCGAUAAACAAUCUCUAGAGGGGAUGCUUCGAGGUCUUAUUAGCCAGCUCUACUACAGAUCUAGACGAAGCUCAGGAGUAUUGGAGUCUUUUUUUGCCUCUUACCACGAUGGGAAAGAUCAACCAACUUGCCAGUCGCUUCGGAUGACCUUUUUAUCAAUGGCAGAGAAGACCGGCGAAAUCUGGUUGGUUUUAGAUGCACUCGACGAAUGCAACAGAGAAAAGAGAAAGGAAUUAAUGCUAUGGAUAAAUGAAAUCAAUGCAUGUUCGGAAGAAAGGAACAUUCACUUUCUUAUUACCAGCCGGUCGGAAGCGGACAUCGAAUCUGAAGUCAGAAAGUGCAUCACUGCAUCUUGGAUUAUCUCCAUUGGAAGUGAACUCAUUAGCGAAGAUAUCAAUGCAUAUAUCAAAUGUCGAGUCACCGGAGAUACUGAAUUUAGCAGAUGGAAAUCUCGGGUUGAACAAACUGAAAUUGAAGAUGUCCUUACAAGGAAAGCAAAUGGAAUGUUUCGGUGGGCUAAAUGCCAACUUGAUGUUCUGGGAAACUGUUUGGACCCCGACAGUCUUCAUAACGCCCUUGGAUCUCUACCUGAAACUUUGGAUGAAACCUAUGCAAGAAUCAUACGCAAUAUGCCAAAUAUAUACAAAAAAAAGGCUAUAAGGAUCCUCCAGUUCCUUACGUACUCUCCAAGACCAGUGGAGGUCGUUGAGAUCGUGGAUGCGUUGGCUGUUGAUACGGACGAAAAAACUUAUUUUGACUCUAGUCGCAGGAUGCCCUGUCCAAAUGAAGUGCUCCAUUACUGUUCUGGCCUGGUGGUUAUUUCUAGCCAGAAGCCGAACCCAGUACUUCAGUUGGCGCAUUUAUCUGUUAGAGAAUAUCUAACUUCAGACCGGCUCGGUGUCGUCGACUUGCAGAUAUCACGGGGUCUUCAGGAGGUCGAUGCUAAAACAUCUAUGGCAAAGAUUUGCAUCGCGUAUUUAUUGAGCCUGAGCAGCGCGUAUUUAUUGAGCCUGAGAAGCGCGUAUUUAUUGAGCCUGAGCAGCGCGUUUUACGAUAGUCCCGCAAAAGUGGAGUCUCCUCCUUUUCCGUUUUUUCAGUACUGUGCUAACUACUGGACGACUUUCGCUCGCACGGCUGAAGAAGUGGAUGAAAGGGUGCGGUGUCUCAUCUUACAGCUUUUCGACAAUGAAAGGUUGUACAAAUACUGCUGUGGAGAGCAAUUCUUUUACCUGUCUGAGAAUGAAACGGUCUCAGCACUUCGGUAUGCCUCGGCUGUAGGUCUAAGGGUGCAGGUAGAGCGCUUCUUAUCUCAAAAGGUGGAUGUCGACUCGGAUUGUGUUAUCGCAGCUAGCGAGGCAUUGCGUCAGAGUCAUUGGGGCAUUGUAGAGCUGUUCCUGAAUAAAGGUGUCAGAGCUGACACCAAAGAAAUGGCUCUAGCUCUUUAUCAGGAAUCUUUGGAUGGAUGUUACCAGACUGUGAAGUUUCUACUACAACGAGGUGUCGACGCCGGCAGGGCCGGGGGGUUCUACGGCAACCCCCUUGCUGCAGCAUCAAGUCAAGGUCACUUGAGCAUUGUCAAAUUGCUCUUGGACUAUGGUGCCGACUUGAACAGGGUUAAAAUUGGGCUUCAAGGUUCACAACUCCACGAUGCGUUUAUGAUGGCGUGCCGGCGCUAUUUCUGGGAUAUUGUUAGAUUGUUUGUAGACAGAGGGCUCGACGUAAAGGCGCACGGCGGUGGCGGACUUACAAUAGCAUUGAAUGGGGGCAACUACAGCAUAUUUAAGCUGCUUCUAGAUAGAGGCGCUUAUAUCAACCAUUCUGCAGCUCUUCAUGCGGCUGCAGAAAAAGGCAACCAAGAUAUCGUAGAGCUGCUCUUAAAUAGCGGCGCUGGCCCUUGGAAUACAACUGAGGCACUUUCUGCGGCAUCAUUCAACGGUGAUCGAAAUAUUGUGAGAAUGCUUUUAGAUGCUGCGCAGGGUAGCAAUACUGAUGAUAACGACAGCCGUGGUAGCCUUGCACUAUAUACUGCAUCAGUUGGAGGCCAUCGUGAUGUCGUGGAGCUACUCUUGAAUAGAGUUUCUCCUAGACACCGGAGUCAUGCAAUUUAUUUGGCGGCAGAUAGGGGCCAUUAUGAUGUUGUAGAGGGGCUCUUGAAUACGGGUACCUUUACAGGUAACGCGAGUGCAGCUCUUUGUGCAGCGUCGAGUAAAGGCUACAGCAAAAUUGUGAGACUGGUCUUGGAUAGUAAUGUUCCUGUUGAUCAGGGUCGUGCGCUGAAAGCAGCGUUAAGAAAUGGUCACCAAGAGAUUGUGGAAAUGCUUUCAGGGGUUGGCACUAAUACUAGUUGA
Molecule: messenger RNA, 3693 nt
Organism: Orbilia oligospora ATCC 24927
Lineage: Eukaryota; Fungi; Ascomycota; Orbiliomycetes; Orbiliales; Orbiliaceae
Exons: 4
Coding region: 1-3693 (1230 amino acids)
Biological process (GO): nucleoside metabolic process
Molecular function (GO): catalytic activity; protein binding
Source: RefSeq, a predicted model, not a curated record